AGGUGUGGCUUUGCUUUUGUGUUCUAUUUAUCUUUCAGGUGUCAAGCCUCCACCUAUUGGCCAGUUUGAAGUUGAUUGGCAUGUGUCUAUUGGCUGGUCUGGGCCCAGUUGGCCAAUCGCACUCUAAGGAUCACUACAAAUGAGCAGCUCCCUGGCAAGCUGGUGGCUUCUGCUUUAUGACAAACAUUUGUGAACAGGCUUCUUGGUAUUGUGUGUGGUGGGAGGCUGGACAGUCGGACAGUAACAAUGAGCAACCACGAAGAACCCAAAGACACUGCAGCUCCUCACAUUGUGAAAGAAGAGCUUAUUGCGGCAGGGAAAUGGGUGAAGCUGGAAAAGACUACAUAUGUGGACCCCGCUGGAAACACCAGAACCUGGGAGACUGUGAAACGGACAACGAGGCGGGCCAACACUGAAGCAGAUGGUGUGGGAAUAAUCGCUCUGCUGAAACGGACGCUGCAUAAGGACUGCGUAGUGAUGGUGAAGCAGUUCCGCCCUCCUCUGGGAUGCUGCACUCUGGAGUUUCCUGCAGGAUUGAUUGAUGAGGGGGAAACUGCCGAGGCGGCUGCACUGAGGGAACUGAAGGAGGAAACUGGUUACACAGGAGAAGUAGUAGGAGUCACUCCAGCGACCUGUCUGGACCCUGGUCUGUCUAACUGCACCAUUCAGACUAUCCUGGUCAACAUCAAUGGUGACGAUGUGGAGAAUAUCAACCCAACACAGAAACUGGAUGAUGGAGAAUUUGUCGAAGUUAUUCUUUUACCGCUUGACGAGUUCCAGACCAAAAUAGACGAUUUGUUGCAGAAGGAAAAAAUAAUGGUGGAUGCUAGGGUGUACAUCUUCGCCAUGGGAAUGGCUCAGGCCUUCUUUAAGCCAAGGGAGCUGCCUGUGCUGAAGCAGUGAAGGCAAAGCGCUGAACGAGAGGAAGAAAUAGUCUCUUUUUUUGUUACACAGGGCUUCUUCAUAGGAGCGCAAGAUUUGGACGUGUGUUUUUAAAAAUUAGGAUAUUUUUAUUUUUUUCAAAUUGUGAAAUCAAAAUAUUUGUGCUUUUGGGACUGAUAGACCUAUGUAUUUAAAAUCAUACUCAAAACCAAAAACUUGAAGUCAGAGGAGGAAUUCAAAGCCGUGAGAAAGCGACUCUAUGAAGAAGCCCUGUUUACACUACAUGUGCUGGACCAGUUUUUGCUCUCGGUGUGAAGAUUCCAUCAUAAGUCAUGGUUGGGCUUUAAGCCUGACAAAUAGUAGUUUCCAAGUUUUUAUAAGAUUAUAAGACAUAGCUUGACUUAACACAGGUUCUUGUAGGUUUUGUUUACUGAUUUGAAAACAUUCCUUUACAUGUGCUUACAUACUGUUUGACUUAACGAGAGAAAAAUCCACCUCAAACUACUUACCUGUUUAAAAGCUGGCUGUUUGGGCUUUGUGGGGAGCUUCACUAAGUUGAAUCAUUCCAGUUCACAUCUCCUUUGGUCAUUUCACAAUGGAAAGGCGCCAUUGGUCACAAAAAAAGUGAUAACGGUAACAUAACUAGCGGAUGUAUUAACAUUUUAAGAGUGUAACUUCACUGUAAUGUACAGCAAAUGAACUGUAUUGAUUUCAGUGACUGCUGUGCCUCAAACAUUUAUGCGGUGCAAUUACCUGGAGAUUGGUACUGUAUUUACCCUAGCACCUAGAAAUUACUGACCCAUGAAUAAACAUAUUACCCCUA
Messenger RNA from Oreochromis niloticus (Nile tilapia), 1705 nucleotides. RefSeq names its product nudix (nucleoside diphosphate linked moiety X)-type motif 5 (gene nudt5). The transcript is spliced from 10 exons. Gene Ontology annotation, biological process: nucleoside phosphate metabolic process; ribose phosphate metabolic process. Gene Ontology annotation, molecular function: ADP-ribose diphosphatase activity. NCBI's taxonomy places the organism in Eukaryota, Metazoa, Chordata, Actinopteri, Cichliformes, Cichlidae. The record is from RefSeq and is a predicted model, not a curated record. The coding region runs from base 247 to 903 and encodes 218 amino acids. Gene Ontology annotation, cellular component: nucleus.